Striga hermonthica is the source of this 2166-nucleotide messenger RNA. Lineage: Eukaryota; Viridiplantae; Streptophyta; Magnoliopsida; Lamiales; Orobanchaceae. The record is from the annotation of a GenBank genome assembly.
AUGGCGGAUGAUUCACCAACAGGAGGUCUACCAUCCAUGGAUGACGGAUCGGCUGCAAGUCAGACAUCAAAAUUAAAGAGGAGCCAUCCGGGGCAUUCAAGUGCUGCAGUUGAUGCUACUGCAGGUACCGGGAUUGCAGGGGCCGGUAAUAAUACGAGAAGGUCGAUAGCUUGGGAUCACUUCGAAACUAUUGUGGUCGAAGGUAUUACCAGGGCUGAAUGCAAACAUUGCAAGAAAACAUAUAAGUGUGAUACUCGAAGGAAUGGUACGUCUUCACUUCUUCACCAUAUAUCGGUUUGUAAAGCUAAUCCAGAUGUGACCGAGAAAAAACAAGCGAAAUUGAAUUUGCAACCAAUAGCUGAGGGUGAUGAAAUUGUAGGAAGUUUAACUAGUUGGAAAUUUGAUCAGGAAGCCAUUAGGUCAGAACUAGCAAGAAUGGUCAUUGUUGAUGAGCUUCCAUUUCGGUUUGUGGAAGGUGAUGGAUUCAAAAAUUUCAUGUCGGUUACGCAGCCUAGGUUUAAAAUACCCUCUCGUUGGACUGUGUCACGAGAUUGUUAUCAAUUAUACCUAGAUGAGAAGUUAAAAUUAAGAAAUUACUUCAAAAUGUAUGGAAAAACAAUUUCUAUUACCACAGAUACUUGGACUUCCGUGCAAAAGAUUAAUUAUAUGUGUAUCACUGCGCACUACAUCGAUGAAGAAUGGAGCUUAAAUAAAAAGAUCAUCAACUUUUGUCCCAUUGAGAGUCACAAGGGUGAGGAUUUAGGAAGACAAAUAGAUGGUUGUUUGCGGGAUUGGGGAAUCUCAAAGGUGUUUUCUAUUACGGUUGAUAAUGCGCCUUCUAAUGAUACUUGUCUUACAUAUUUGAAAAGUAGAUUGACUUCUCGGGGUUGUGCUUUUGUGAAAGGAAAGUUUCUUCAUAUGAGGUGCAUUGCUCACAUUAUCAAUUUGGUAGUGGUGGAUGGGAUAAAUGAAAUCAAGCAUUCCAUUAAGAAUAUUCGUCAUGCGGUUCGAUUUGUGAAACAAUCUCCGGCUAGAUUGGUGAAAUUUCGGGAGUGUUGUAAUGAUGAAGGUAUUGUGAGUAAAAGCUUGUUAUGCUUAGAUGUGAGCACUAGGUGGAACUCAACAUACUUGAUGUUGAAUGUUGCACAAAAGUUUGAGAGGGCAUUUGAUAGGUAUGAAAUGAAAGAUCCUUUCUUUAGACUAGAGCUCAAGCAUGGACCACCAUCAAUUGUUGAUUGGGAAAAUGCUAGAAGGAUGGUUGAUAUUUUAUCCCACUUCUACGAGCUAACGUUGAGGAUUUCGGGCACAUCUUAUGUCACUUCAAAUGAAUUUUAUCAUGAAAUUAGCUCGGUGAAUUGCUUGUUAAGAGAAUGGAUUGCUAGCAAUGAUCUUGAUAUCAAAGCAAUGGGUGAAAAAAUGAAAUCAAAAUACAAUAAAUAUUGGGGGGAUCCGAAAAAUGUGAAUCAUCUUAUUUAUGUGGCGGUUUUUGUUGAUCCUCGCUACAAGUUGGAGUUCCUUGAGUAUGCACUUUGCGAAGAGCAUGGAGAAAAGAACGGUUCGGAGAUCUUCAAGAGUGUGAAGGGGAGUGUUCACGAGUUGUUUGAAGCUUAUAAGUUGAUUUAUCAACCUCAUUGUGCCACGUCCACACAAUCGACGAAUCGAGUUUCAAGUUUAAAUGAAUCCUCUCAUCCCAAUCUUUCAAAGAAUAAAUCUAGAUAUCACUUGGGGGAUAAGUUCAAAAGGCACAAGAUAGAGAGUGGAGAAGUAGAAAGCAAGUGUGACUUGGAUGUUUACUUGAAAGAGAGUACUCUUGUUGUCGAGAAAGAUGAUUUUGACAUUUUAAGGUGGUGGAAACUCAACCAAAGUAGAUUUCCCAUCCUCUCUUGUUUUGCACGGGAUGUGUUGGCGAUUCCCAUCUCUACCGUGGCCUCGGAGUCCGCUUUUAGCACCGGCGGUCGUGUUCUUGAUGAUUAUAGGAGUUCUUUAACUCCUAAAAUUGUGGAGGCUCUUAUAUGUGCUCAAGAUUGGUUGAAAAAAAAGAAAUCCAAGUGGACCAAGCCCCUUGAAGAGAGCCUAGAAGAUAUUGCAAAAAUAGAAGAAGCUUUGCAAGGUGUUGGGAUUAGCGAUGUCAACGACAAUGACGACAUAAUGGACUUGGAGGAAUAG